This is a messenger RNA of Aspergillus chevalieri, 1356 nucleotides long. RefSeq names its product putative Snf1 kinase complex beta-subunit Gal83. The record is from RefSeq and is a predicted model, not a curated record. Gene Ontology annotation, cellular component: cytoplasm; nucleotide-activated protein kinase complex; nucleus. Bases 1 to 1356 code for a protein of 451 amino acids. Gene Ontology annotation, biological process: signal transduction. The transcript is spliced from 3 exons. Gene Ontology annotation, molecular function: protein kinase binding. Lineage: Eukaryota; Fungi; Ascomycota; Eurotiomycetes; Eurotiales; Aspergillaceae.
AUGGGCAACAAUCCUUCCAAGCCAGAUGUCCCGUCGGCAGCGGGAUCUCCGUACGUGACGGGAUCUGGACAUGAAAGGAAGGUGACUCAACAACCUUCCAUCAGUACAUUAUCAGGCACGACGACGAAAGCCGCUGCGGCCGACCCCUCUGCCACUAAAGAGACUGCAAUCGGAUAUUCGGCUACACAGAACCAGGCAGCUGUUCAGCAGCAUCCCCAAUCCAGCCAGCCUACGGAGCCCUCCGCGCGUACGCUAGACCAGCCCGACCAUCAAGAUGCGAAGAUUCUGGACCCUGAGCCCAGGGGCAUCCCUACUCCCGACCCCUCCAACCCCGUUCAAGUUCCGAAUCCGCGCAUGAGGCGCGACCCUCUUCCGCCCGGUAUGGCGCCGCAAAGUUAUUACAAUGCCUCUGCCCAUCUUCAACGUCCACCCAGAAUGCCUUUGCCGAUUGGCGAUGCGACAGCGACACCAGGAUCUCCACUCCUUGGUCCUGAGGAUUCGCAUAUCGGAGGGGAUCUGGCUCAUGAUCGUUUCGUGGAUGAGCAGACGGGGCAUGAACAAUCCAGUGUUCCAGUUGACGAAGAUGAGGGAGCUGAGGAUCUUGCACCAUACACUCCAAGUGGUGUAGGGAAAGCUGUCCCGACCAGCAUCGAAUGGGCCUCUCAUGGCGACAAAGUUUAUGUGACCGGAACAUUUGUCAAUUGGGAGAAAAAGUUCCGUUUACAUAGAAGUGGAGGCACCACCAUGGCCACGACUCUGAAUCUUCGCCCUGGAACACAUCAUCUGAAGUUCAUUGUGGAUGGUGAAAUGCGAGCUUCGGACAGUUUGCCUACAGCGGUAGAUUUUACGAAUCAUUUGGUCAACUACAUUGAGGUCAGUUCGGAUGAUCCUAGACGAUCGCGCAAAGCGAGCGUUGUGGCUCCCUCGGGUGUUCGUGCCCCGCAGGUUGUCCCAGAACUCCUUGGAACCCAUGAUGAAGAGGGCCAGGUGGAAGACACCGAGAUGGAUGAGCCAGAGGAAAUCCCGCUUGGAGAUUUCCGUAACAUAAUCCCCCAAUACUUGGUUGAUUUGGACAAAGAGGAAGAGACUCCGGCCUAUCAACAGGCCGCAAGUGUUAUUGGCGAUGCACCUACGCCCCCAAGCCUUCCUUUGUUCCUGGGUAAGUCUAUAUUGAACGGCACGACACCAAUGAAGGAUGACAGCAGCGUUCUUAACUAUCCCAACCACACUGUCUUGAAUCACCUUGCUACAAGCAGCAUAAAGAAUGGAGUUCUGGCUACCAGUGUAACAACUCGGUACAAACGGAAGUACGUUACAACAAUCCUGUACAAGCCAGCUGGGGAUCCCUCAGGUUAG